AUGCCACAGCUUGAGGGAGACGACCUCGCACUCCUUCCACGCCGCGUCGUCGCGUAUGUGUUUCGGGAGCGCAAGUUCGUUAUGCUCGAUAUUCGCGGCCUAAAGAAGAAGGAUCCUGCACCUCAGAACGUCUUCAAAGAUCUUAAGAUCGACCCGGAUCACAAGCGCAUGGUCAGGUCACUGGUAGGAACGCAUUUAGCGGAGCAAGAAAUCCAGAAACAGCGGCUUAAUUUCAGCUUGAAUCAGGACCUGAUUCGAGGAAAGGGUUCGGGGUUGGUCAUUCUCCUACAUGGCGUUCCUAGUGUGGGCAAAACAGCCACAGCUGAGGCUGUUGCUCAAUCCAACAACAAGCCUCUCUUUGUCAUCACAUGCGGUGAUCUUGGCUUUACCCCAAAAGAAGUCGACGCCUCUCUCAAGGAAAAAUUUCGCCUGGCUCAUCUUUGGGGAUGUGUUCUGUUACUUGAUGAGGCUGACGUCUUCUUAUCUCGCCGAGAGGUGAGUGAUUUGAAGCGGAAUGCCCUCGUCUCGGUAUUUCUUCGAGUUCUUGAGUACUACAGUGGCAUUCUCUUCCUCACCACUAAUCGGAUUGGGACGUUAGAUGAGGCUUUCAAAUCCCGCAUCCACGUCAGCCUAUACUACCCACCGCUAGACAAGGCUCAGACCCUGGCAAUCUUCGAAGUCAACGUCCGAAAACUGAAUGAAAUCCAAGAGGCGAAGCAAAAGCUGCAAGAUGAUGGUCAUUCCAGCACCUUCAGAGAACCGGCGCUGGCAAUCGAUGGUGAGUCCAUCAUGGACUAUGCAAAAUGGCACUACGACACCCAUGAGCAGAACGAGAGAUGGAAUGGUAGGCAGAUCCGAAACGCAUUCCAGAUAGCGUACUCUCUUGCACAUUACGAAACGGGGAGAAACUCACAGGGCCAAUGGGACGAGGAUGCCGAACCGAAUAUCAAGAAGGCUAGCAACGGUCCCCGGGCAACACAUACACUAAACUAUCGGCACUUCGUCCUCGUCGCCAAGGCCAUUGAAAAAUUUGAUGACUACCUCUACGAUGCCAUCGCCUGUACUGAUAUGGACCAUGCUAGGGACAAUGGCCUUCGAGCAGAUGACCAUGAUCCCAACAUGUACAACAGACCUGGACCGUCCUCAGCUGCCGAGAACUCGGCGUCCAAUUUAUGCCCCUGCGCCUCGUGCCUGACAGCAGGGAUACGAUCCGCCACGGCCCAGUCCACCUAG
Messenger RNA from Aspergillus luchuensis, 1233 nucleotides. RefSeq lists its product as uncharacterized. The transcript has 2 exons. NCBI's taxonomy places the organism in Eukaryota, Fungi, Ascomycota, Eurotiomycetes, Eurotiales, Aspergillaceae. The record is from RefSeq and is a predicted model, not a curated record. Gene Ontology annotation, molecular function: ATP binding; ATP hydrolysis activity. The coding region runs from base 1 to 1233 and encodes 410 amino acids.